Molecule: messenger RNA, 761 nt
Organism: Spea bombifrons (plains spadefoot toad)
Lineage: Eukaryota; Metazoa; Chordata; Amphibia; Anura; Pelobatidae
Product: alanine--tRNA ligase, cytoplasmic-like
Exons: 3
Coding region: 62-361 (99 amino acids)
Biological process (GO): tRNA modification; alanyl-tRNA aminoacylation
Cellular component (GO): mitochondrion
Molecular function (GO): nucleic acid binding; ATP binding; alanine-tRNA ligase activity
Source: RefSeq, a predicted model, not a curated record
UUUGGAAAAGACCAAACAGCUGAUUGAAAACAACCCCAACCAGCCUCUGCUUGUCCUAGAGAUGGAGAGUGGAGCUUCUGCCAAGGCUGUGAACGAAUCCCUGAAACUCCUGAAGUCUCAGUCGCCAAACACUGCAGCCAUUAUCUUUACUGUAGAUAACGAUGCCGGGAAGAUUAGGUGUUUGCAUCAGGUGCCUCAGGAAGCGGCAGAUAAGGGUCUUAAGGCCAGCGAAUGGGUGCAGCAGGUAUGUGAAUUGAUGGAUGGAAAAGGAGGAGGGGAAGGACUCGUCUGCGCAGGCCACGGGAAAGAAUGUAGGCUCUCUGAGGUGCUGAGGCUGGCUGAAGACUUUGCUAAACUUUAACUGUCGAUGAAGAACUGAAUGUCAGAUACUCAUCUCCACAUCAACCCCACUCACCACCUCCAGUAAUAUACAGUAGGGGUUCCGUCCAGCAGUGAAGGGGUUGAUUCCGUGGAUCUCGUUUCAUGCAUGGUAGUCAAAUGCUGCUUUGGCAGACCAGUUUCUUCCAAUACAUGGAGUGUGACUACUUCCACUGGUUUACACCAGAUUACACGCGUCUCUAGAAAUGUGACGGAUACAUUGAGCCGAAUCCAUCCCUCCUAUUGGGACAGUGCAAAAAUCAGCCCAUCCCCGCUCGAACCCGGCUCCCUCUGUUAAAAUCUGUACCGCCGUCGCUGUUCGGGCUCAGUGCUAACAUUCUAAGUAUUGUAUGUUGUAGAAAAUCAUUCAUGUAAAAUAAAAA